AUGGAGAACCACGACUCUACCGACCCCAAAGACCCUGCGAACUUCCUUUCCUCGAUCAUCGGUGUCCCUGUGACCGUGAAGCUGAAUUCUGGCGUCAUCUACAAAGGCGAGCUGCAAUCUGUGGACGGAUACAUGAACAUCGCGCUGGAAAAGUGCGCGGAAUACGUCAAUGGCCAGUUGCGGCGAAGCUAUGGAGAUGCGUUUGUCAGGGGAAAUAAUGGUACGCUGCAUUUUUCGUUAGCACCCUAA
This is a messenger RNA of Rhinocladiella mackenziei CBS 650.93, 249 nucleotides long. RefSeq names its product U6 snRNA-associated Sm-like protein LSm6. Gene Ontology annotation, cellular component: sno(s)RNA-containing ribonucleoprotein complex; U4/U6 x U5 tri-snRNP complex; nucleolus. Gene Ontology annotation, biological process: mRNA splicing, via spliceosome; maturation of SSU-rRNA. NCBI's taxonomy places the organism in Eukaryota, Fungi, Ascomycota, Eurotiomycetes, Chaetothyriales, Herpotrichiellaceae. Gene Ontology annotation, molecular function: RNA binding. The record is from RefSeq and is a predicted model, not a curated record. The transcript has a single exon. The coding region runs from base 1 to 249 and encodes 82 amino acids.